Molecule: messenger RNA, 3733 nt
Organism: Tachysurus vachellii
Lineage: Eukaryota; Metazoa; Chordata; Actinopteri; Siluriformes; Bagridae
Gene: osbpl2a
Product: oxysterol binding protein-like 2a
Exons: 14
Coding region: 169-1575 (468 amino acids)
Cellular component (GO): membrane; intracellular membrane-bounded organelle; cytosol
Molecular function (GO): cholesterol binding
Source: RefSeq, a predicted model, not a curated record
CUUGUCCUUGCGCAAUAAUGCCCGCCUUUAUGUUAGUCUUCCAAACUGGACGCUCGUUCUCUUUGUACUGAUGGAAUGAAAACAAGGUAUUAGGUGAUGGCUCAUUCAGACUGCAGCUUUGAAGGAACGAUGCUCUCUCACUGACGACACCAUAACUAACUGUCCGUCAUGAACAGCGAAGAGGAGUUUUAUGAUGCAGAGACAGGUUUGGAAUCAGAUGACUCCUGUGAAGUCAGCUUUAAAGAUGCUUCUGGAUUUGAGAGCAAACAGGCAUCUAAUGGCUGUUUGCGAUCAGAGAAUGGAGUGUGGAAACAAAGGACAACCCUCCCUGCCCCUAUGUUCUCCAGACAUGACUUUAGUAUUUGGGGCUUCUUGAAGAAAUGCAUUGGCAUGGAGCUGUCCAAAAUAACUAUGCCGGUGGUUUUUAAUGAGCCACUGAGCUUUCUUCAGAGACUUACAGAAUACAUGGAACACACUUACCUCAUUCAAAAAGCUUGCACAUUAUCUGAUUCUAUAGAUCGUAUGCAGCUUGUUGCUGCAUUUGCUGUGUCUGCUGUGGCCUCACAGUGGGACAGAACUGGAAAACCUUUUAACCCUUUACUGGGAGAGACCUAUGAGCUCACAAGGGAAGAUGAUGGAUAUCGGUUAAUCUCGGAACAGGUUAGCCACCAUCCUCCAAUCAGUGCUUUUCACAGUGAAUCACUCAGCCAGGACUUUCACUUUCAUGGCUCGAUUUAUCCCAAACUGAAAUUUUGGGGCAAAAGCGUAGAGGCGGAACCCAAAGGAACUAUGACACUAGAGCUGUCCAAGCACAAAGAGGCAUACACUUGGACAAACCCUAUGUGCUGUGUGCACAAUGUCAUCAUAGGCAAAUUGUGGAUUGAACAAUAUGGAACAGUAGAAAUCAUCAACCACAGCACUGGGGACAAAUGUGUACUCAAUUUUAAGCCUUGCGGUAUGUUUGGCAAAGAACUGCACCGGGUAGAAGGCCAUAUCCAGGACAAGAGUAAGAAGAAGCGGCACAUUAUCUAUGGAAAGUGGACAGAAUGCCUGUAUGCCAUAGAUCCAAAAGUCUAUGAAGCAAACAAGAAGACAGAAAAGAAGAGUGGAGAUUCUAAGAAACACAAGCAGGAACUGAAUACCGGUAGUGGUGCUGAUGAUGCUGAUGAAAUGCCCGAGGUUCAGGAGACGGUCACUAUGAUACCUGGCAGUACAUUACUUUGGAGAAUAACUCCACGACCUGCACACUCAACUCAGAUGUAUAAUUUCACCAGCUUUGCCAUGAUGCUAAAUGAACUGGCUCCUAGCAUGGAGGGAGUCAUAGCACCUACAGACUGCCGCCUUCGACCAGACAUAAGAGCAAUGGAAAAUGGAGACAUAGACACUGCAAGUCAAGAGAAGGAAAGGCUGGAGGAGAAGCAGAGAGCUGCACGUAGAGAACGUGCUAAAGAUGAGGAGGAGUGGUCCACGAGAUGGUUUCAGCAGAGCACAAAUCCUUAUACAGGAACCUCAGACUGGAUCUACACCGGUGGUUACUUUGACAGAAAGUACUCUGACCUACCUGAUAUCUACUGAAUGGCUGGGAAAAAAACAAGGGGUUUGGUAUACCUCUGAUCUCACCAUCACCUGGUCCUUAUCAUUUAUCUACUCGCAAAAAGCCUUUAUUUUUUAUAUUUUAUUUUAUUUUUUUCAACUAUCAAAAUGUGAGACAUAGAUGAAUGGUUUACUGAACUGAGUAACAAAGCUUCUUCUUCCUACAUUACAGCCAAAUCUUUAUACUGGAAACCUGAAACCCGGAACUCAAUAUGACUGAAUUUAUUUAAUUUUUUGAAAUGUAAGAAAUGCAGUAUGUUCUUCUCCCAUGGCAUUUACUUUUAUAGUAAAACAAUGGGUAAGGCUAAGUACAUUUAUAGUUAAUAAUGCACAAAUUUUUGCCCACCUUAUUUCAUGCUUGUUAUACUCAGGUGUUUAAUGGGUACAUAGUAUUACUGAUGGCAGUACUGCAUUAACAGCAAUGGAGAUUUCUGAGACUUUUAGCUAUUUAUGAUCAGGCUAAUGCAACUAUAUUAUUACUAUGAUAGCAAAUGUCUUGUCUUCUGUAAGUGUUAGCAACACUUUGGAUUUCCAGUAAAACGAUUACUGCAUUUAGAAUUCAUUUAAUAGAUUCACUAGAUGAGUGAUUAAUAUAUCCAGAAGUAAUAAGUCCCAUUAGGAUCUUUCAGGCAGAACUUCUGUUUGUCUCUACUGAUACACAGGAGUUUAUUAAAAGUUGCAUGUUCAUUCCUCACACGCAUGCUUUAUGACUAGUCAAGUAUAAAAGCUGCUUAUCGACCAUGUUUACUUUAUAAAUUAAGAGUUUUUAUGGUAUGGAAACUAGUUAACACGUUUCAACAGCAGAUAAGUCUGGUGUAUUUCUACCAUGAGGAUUUUCAGUUGAUUAUGGUUGCCAAAGUGACUCUAAUUUUGUGGAAAUUAAAGCCAUAAAACUCAUCAGGACUGCUUGUGUGUGUUUAGACAGUCUUACACACACUUAUGCACAGGCUUCAUUUAAAAGAAAUGGGUGCUAUAUAUGUUUUCAGCACUAGUUACUAAAAAUGUUUUUCCUUAACAUAUAAUCAAAAUGUACAAAGUACUUAACUGCUGCUUGGUAGAGCCUGAACAAAACAUGUUUUAUCACUAGCAUGUAUGUGUGCUCCUGAAAGAAAAGAAAAAAAAAAAGGUAAACGGGAAUGGUGUACUACAACGAGGGUUUUAUCUCAUACUGUGCAUCUCUCCCUUUCCUACUCUCUUACACACAAACACAUGAAAUAAUGAGAGAUGAACUAAUCUAUGCAAACAUUCACCAGAAUGUAAAUUAUAUCUUCUAAAGAUGUGGAUAUGACAUCCUCUUGCAACUCUACUGAGAACGAUUGGUAUAUUCCACUGGAGUCCAGCUUUGCAAACAAAGGGCUGGUGUUUUUGUCCCAUCUGAAUGACUGUAUACUCACAGUCUUGGUUCUACCCAGCUUAUGUCACACAUUGUCACUUUAUAGCUUGAGAAACCUUUUUUUUUAUCCCACACUGGCCACUUGUAAAGAUUGAAAUUUACUGAGUGUUUGCUUAGAUUUGUAAACCAUUUUUGUAACCCACCUAUACAUGUUCCAUGUUAUUGCAAUGUCCAUUACCUGAGCCUACAUGGUAGAAGUAGGCCAUUCAGUAUAUUAUUGCAGGUUCCAAAAUGAACAAUUUGUAAUCAAUCAUAUAUUGUACUUUUCUGUAAUAAGUGAUGGUUAAAUCAUUGUAUUAUAUAAAUAUAAUUCUAGAAUAUUGUUAAUCAUCAGCCUUAAAGUAACAGUCAUAAAGGCCACUGAUAUAAUGUGAAAUUAAUAAGGUUAAUGUUACAGUGAACAUGUGCCAGGUCACACUGUGCAACUACAUAAGGCAAACAUUUUCCAUAUGGUAAGUGAAGCAGAUGGAAGCAUGUUAUUAACAAACAACACUAUGUGAUGGUGUUGUUUUAUAGAUUGAAAUCAUAUGUGGGUUCCACUGCAUCACAAACAGAAUACGCCAAAUGACCUAUGUAGGUUUUAUAUAGUUGCAAUUAAUAUUACUUUUCUUAUAUAUUUUAUAUAGAUCAUAUUAAUUGCCAAUUGCAACACUUAGGUUGUCUAACAUCGUGAGUCUGGUCUGUCAUAACUUAGCAAUAUUAAAUGUAAAAUAGCUAAUGCAAUUCAAUAAAUUUCAGUGAAUACUA